UAACCAAUUUAAAUCACCAGUCUUUACAAAAUUACCCUACGCCUCUAAAAGGAGACACAAAACUCACCUCUAAGUGCCUAAUUAAAAUGCAAAAACCUCAAGUACUCACUUUAGGUUUAGUAAAGCGACACCAAUCAGAACUAUUGGCCGAUUAGAUGCUAUCUCCAAUGACUUAUAUUAAAAGAAGGAGGAAAGAUGUCUCAGUAAAAUAAGUAUUUUCUAGCUGACCUGAAACCAAAACGCUUAGUCAAAAUGUCUGACAUCAAGCUUCCCAUCUACGAAGACGAAGAAGUACCCAAACCAAGACGCUGGUUUGGAGUCCGACACUUCCAAUUCUUCCUCAUGUCCUUCACACUGGUGAUUUUCUUCGGAAUGCGUACCGCGUUAUCAGUGGGCAUCAUCGCCAUGAUCGACAAGCACCCACCAGAUCCAUCUAUACCAACCUACCCCGAGUGGAAAGACACCGACACGGUACUAUCGUCGUUCUUCUGGGGCUACCUCGUCACCCAAGUCAUCGCCGGCCAACUCAGCGAGUACUUCGGACCCAAGUGGUUCCUAGUCGCCACCAUGCUUCUGGGUUCCCUCUUCAACAUACUCAUACCCGUGAUGGCGUCUUGUUGGGGGUCCGGGGGAGUAAUGCUUUGUCGGGUCGUCCAGGGUCUAGCACAGGGAUUCCUGUACCCUUGUAUACUCAACAUCGUGAGUAAAUGGACACCCGCUUUCGAACGGUCGAGAGUUUCGGCCUUCGUCUAUGGAGGUGCUUCAGUCGGAAUCGUCACCUCCAUGCCUCUGACUGGAGCCAUCGCGGGCUCCACCUGGGGCUGGCCCGUCGCGUGUUACCUCUACGGAGGCCUGGGGCUCCUCUGGACCGGCGUGUUCACCAUUUUUGCCGCCAAUUCGCCAGACACCCAUAGAUGGAUCUCCGAACAAGAGAAAAAGUAUAUUGAGAGUACGACGUGCCUCAAGACGUGUACCAAGAAAAUACCGACGCCAUGGAAGUCCAUGUUCACGUCGCUACCCAUGUGGGCGAUUUUCAUAGCGAGUUGCGGCUCCAGCUGGGGUUCUUUCACACUAAUGACCGAAAUCCCCAGCUAUAUGGACAACAUCAUGCACUUCAACAUCAACGAGAACAGCCAAUUGUCGGCACUACCAUACAUCGCCCUGCUCCUUGCCGGGAUUAUCGGAGCACCCAUCGCCGAUAAACUCAUCACCAGUAAUGUGCUUUCCAUCGGUACCACCCGCAAAAUCUUCAACUCCUUGGCGUCGUUCAUCCCGGCGAUUGCCCUCAUAGUGCUCGGGUUCGUCGACAACGCCCAGAAGGAACUCGCGAUUGGGUUGUUGGUGGUGGCUGUGGGUACCAACGCCUGGACGCAGUGCGGGUACUUGGUCAACCCGAUCGAUUUGUCGCCGAAUCACGCUGGUACCAUCACGGGACUAGUCAACUGCUUUUCGACGAUUUUCUCGAUUUUGGGGCCGCUCUCUGUGGGAUUUUUCGGCGACGAUAAGAAAGAUACGAAUGUCUGGUGGAAUGUGUUUAGGACCGCGGCUGGUAUUUACGCCGGCUGCGGUUUGUUCUAUGUAUUGUUUUCGUCCGGGAAGACCCAAAAAUGGAAUGAUGAAGCUGAAGAUGAGAAGCGUUUCCCAUCGGAAGGAGAUUCUAAGACUGAUAUAUAUGUAAUCGAUAGUUAAGUGGCUGUAGGUAGGAUUUUUUAACAAUUAAAUUAUUUAUAACAAA
This is a messenger RNA of Zophobas morio, 1735 nucleotides long. Its product is annotated as putative inorganic phosphate cotransporter. Lineage: Eukaryota; Metazoa; Arthropoda; Insecta; Coleoptera; Tenebrionidae. Gene Ontology annotation, biological process: transmembrane transport; monoatomic anion transport. The record is from RefSeq and is a predicted model, not a curated record. Bases 253 to 1689 code for a protein of 478 amino acids. Gene Ontology annotation, cellular component: membrane. Gene Ontology annotation, molecular function: transmembrane transporter activity. The transcript is spliced from 8 exons.